Molecule: messenger RNA, 1819 nt
Organism: Manihot esculenta (cassava)
Lineage: Eukaryota; Viridiplantae; Streptophyta; Magnoliopsida; Malpighiales; Euphorbiaceae
Product: cytokinin hydroxylase
Exons: 4
Coding region: 126-1655 (509 amino acids)
Molecular function (GO): iron ion binding; oxidoreductase activity, acting on paired donors, with incorporation or reduction of molecular oxygen; heme binding
Source: RefSeq, a predicted model, not a curated record
AAUUAAUAAUUAAUUAUAUUAUUAAUUAAUAUAUACCCAUUUUGGUUCUCUUUCCUUUACAUCAACAAACCUAUAUUAGCAAAUCAAUGAGUUCUUAGCUUGUUCUUGUGUGUGUGAGGGGAGAAAUGCUUUUUAACUUGACCUUCACCGGUGUUUUCCUCUACUUGCUCUUUCGACUAUUGAUUUCCUUCUGGAUUUCACCUGCUAGGACUUAUACAAAGCUUAAGAGGAAUGGGUUUGGAGGUCCAACCCCAAAGUUCCCUCUAGGGAAUAUUGAAGAGAUGAAAAAGAUCAGUGCAAGUAGUGUUGCCAAAGUUUCUUCAGGAUCCUUAGCAGUCUCCAACGAUAUUCACUCUGCUGUUUUUCCUUACUUUGCUCAAUGGCAGAAGUCUCAUGGGAAGGUGUUCGUAUACUGGUUAGGUACAGAGCCAUUUUUAUACAUAGCAGAGCCUGAGUUCCUGAGAAGGAUGUCUAAAGGUGUGUUGGGCAAAAGCUGGGGAAAGCCCAGUGUGUUUAAACAUGAUCGGAAACCUAUGUUUGGUAAUGGUUUGCUUAUGUUAGAAGGUGAUGACUGGAUUCAUCAUCGCCGUAUUAUCACUCCUGCAUUCUCUCCGGCCAACCUGCAGGCUAUGGCAAGCUCAAUGGUGGAGUCUACCACUAAGAUGCUUGACAAGUGGACAAGCCUCCUAAAUUGUGGCUGCCUAGAAAUUGACGUCGAGAGAGAAAUCAUUUUAACAGCCGGAGAAAUCAUCGCCAAGACAAGUUUUGGGAUGGACUACGCAAAUUGGAGACAAGUGUUGGAGAAAUUAAGGGCCCUGCAGAUCACUCUGUUCAAGACUAAUCGUUAUGUGGGGGUGCCAUUCAGUACAAUCUUGUUUCCCAGACAAACCCUAGAAGCUAAAAAACUUGGAAAAGAUAUAGAUUACCUUCUUUUUUCGAUUAUAGAAGAUCGUCGAAAUUCCAAUGCAGGGUAUCAUCAAAACAACUUGUUAGGGUUAUUGCUACAAGAAAAUCACGAGGAGAGGAGGAAGACAUUAACCACAAGGGAGCUAGUCGACGAGUGCAAGACUUUCUUCUUUGGUGGCCACGAGACCUCUGCGCUCGCAUUGGCAUGGACAAUGCUGGUUUUGGCUGUACAUCCAGAGUGGCAAAACCAAUUGAGAGAGGAAAUUACACAAGUUACUGGGAAUAAAGAGAUCGUUUUCUCCAGGCUUGCAAAGCUCAACAAGAUGGGGUGGGUGUUGAACGAAGUUUUGAGGCUCUACUCUCCAGCACCAAAUGCACAAAGGCAAACCAGAGAAGACAUUACUGUAAAUAACCUCACCAUCCCAAAGGGAACCAACGUUUGGAUUGAUGUUGUGAGCAUGCACCAUGAUCCUAAUUUAUGGGGAGAAGAUGUGAACGAAUUUAAACCAGAGAGGUUCGAGAAUGACUUGUAUGGUGGAUGCAAACACAAGAUGGGGUAUUUGCCUUUUGGGUUUGGAGGGAGAAUGUGUAUAGGUAGGAAUUUAUCGAUGAUGGAGUAUAAGAUUGUUCUAUCCUUAAUGCUCACUAGAUUUUCUUUCUCCCUCUCUCCGAAUUAUUCUCAUUCUCCUCGUAUUAUGCUCUCACUUAGACCAAGUCUUGGGAUCCCUCUCAUUGUUCGACCCCUGUAGCUAACUAGGUUUCUAGCCUGAAAAUGGCUUGAUCUUCAUGCAUAGUGUUUCAGCCAUCAAGGGCUUGUGUAGUAUGGAAAAUAAUAUAUAGAAAGCAUGUUUGUCUUUUAGUCUCCUAAAUCAUUCAACAAGGAUCAUGUUUGUCAGCAAAAUUUGCUUUCUAA